CCUCUGUUUGCAGCAACAGAACAGAAGUAGCGGAGUUAGCAUCAGGAUAGCAUCAGUGUUAGCUCUAGGGUUAGCAUCAGGGUUAGCAUGGCAGGAGUUCUCUUCUCUCUCCCGCUUCCUCUCCAUCUUAUCUUCUCUUCCUCCGUCCGACACGAGUGUUGAUAAACUCCAGCCGGCAUUAGAGCCCUCUCCCCGGGGAAGAAGCAGCGUUUGUCCCGCUGGUCCUCCGGAGAAAAGAGGACUGGUUUCCAGACGGAUCGCUAACGAGCUGCAGAAAGGCAGAAAAAAGAAUUUGGGGGGUGGAAGUUUUCUGAGAUUUUCUGAGCUGAUGCCGUUGCCAUGGCCACGGCGUUGGGAUGGGAGUGACGUGAUGGAUCUACUUCCUUCUUCCUCUCUGACCCUCCUCUUCCUCUUCCUCUCGUCUUCCUGCUGAAACAUGGAAGAGUCGGUGCUGUUGGAUCUCCUCGAGUGUCCUGUGUGUCUCGAGCGUCUGGACGCCACGGCCAAAGUUCUGCCGUGUCAACACACCUUCUGCCGCCGCUGCCUGCAAAGCAUUCUGGGAUCUCGUGGAGAGUUGAGAUGUCCUGAGUGCAGAACGCUGGUGGAGAGCGGCGUGGACGAGCUGCCCUCCAACAUCCUGCUGGUGAGGCUGCUGGACGGCAUCAAGCAGAGGCCGAGGGGCGGGGCCUCUGCAGCGAAGGGCGGGGGACAGAGCACUCAGCAGGGGGUCCAACCCUCUGGAGCGAGGGGGGGGAGCCAGACCACUCAGCAGGGGGUCCAACAACCGCAGAGGAACGCCACCAAGAACCCCCUCGUACGGGUCAGUACACGUGUUUAUAAUCUCACUUCAUCUUCACCGUCCCACUAGAGGACGCCCUGAAACCCUGACAUCACUUCCUGUCCCCUGGUCUGGAGGUCAAUGUGUUUUUGGUUGUUAUCCUGAAAUAAGGUCUGUGGUUCUGACGUGAAGUCAU
Messenger RNA from Gymnodraco acuticeps, 974 nucleotides. Its product is annotated as E3 ubiquitin-protein ligase SH3RF1-like. The transcript has 2 exons. Gene Ontology annotation, biological process: protein ubiquitination. Gene Ontology annotation, molecular function: ubiquitin protein ligase activity. NCBI's taxonomy places the organism in Eukaryota, Metazoa, Chordata, Actinopteri, Perciformes, Bathydraconidae. Bases 437 to 868 code for a protein of 143 amino acids. The record is from RefSeq and is a predicted model, not a curated record.